Daphnia magna is the source of this 1493-nucleotide messenger RNA. RefSeq names its product ribokinase. The record is from RefSeq and is a predicted model, not a curated record. Gene Ontology annotation, molecular function: ribokinase activity. Lineage: Eukaryota; Metazoa; Arthropoda; Branchiopoda; Diplostraca; Daphniidae. Gene Ontology annotation, biological process: D-ribose metabolic process.
AACAUAUUGAUCGAGUCUUUUUCUCUCUGGCUUCCUACUUUCUUUUCCAUUUUCCGCUUCCUCAAUUCCGAAGCCACCUGUUUGUUCUGUAAAGCAUUUCAAAUUGGUCGUCUCUCUUUUUCUGCUACGGAAAAGUAGCUUAUUACGGCAAAAUUAAAUUGGAUCGCACAUUUCAUUUGGACAGAAAGCUUAUUUGACAUCAGCUAAUAUAGCCCUAACAGGGUGCAAGGUAAAACACAUUUCACUGGCUACACUGGCAAUUCAGUAACAAACAUGGCUCUGCAUCAACAAGCACAUAUUGUUGUCUUGGGUUCAUUCAUGACAGAUGUUGUAAGUUAUGUCAGCCAUCUGCCCAGAGUUGGUGAAACACUGUGUGGUUCUAAGCUUGCCAUCUGCUGUGGAGGAAAAGGUGCCAAUCAAGCUGUAAGUGCUACUCGUCUUGGAGCGAAUACUGCCAUUAUUGGGAAAUUAGGAAAUGAUUCAUUUGGAAAGUCCUACUUGGAUGCUCUUAAGAAAGAGCAAAUUAUUACUGACUUUGUGGGUCUCACAUCUGAAGCUUUGACAGGGUUGGCUCAAAUAAUCGUCGAAGACAGCGGCCAGAAUAGUAUCGUAAUUGUUCCUGGAGCAAAUAAUUAUUUGACAACUCAGGAUGUGAAUAAUUCGAAGGACACGCUUGCCAAAGCAAAAAUCAUGCUUUCAGUUCUCGAAAUUCCAUGCGAAACUGUUUUAAGCGGCUUAAAACUGGCAAAUGAGCUUGGAGUUUUCACAAUAUUAAAUGCCGCCCCUGCUGUGGAAAACUUAGAGAAGGAUUUCUAUGCGCUCGCGGAUAUUUUCUGUGUCAACGAGACGGAGGCCGAAAUGCUCAUCGGUCAACCAGUUACAAGCCAUGAUGAAGCACUAUCAGCAGCCCACCGUUUAAUGGGAAAAGGAUGCAAGAAACACGUACUCGUCACUCUGGGGAAACAUGGGGCCCUUUUGCUUUCAAGAAAUGACCAAAACGGUUUCCUCGAGCCAGUCUCCGUUACAGCUCCCGAGGUUAAAGCCAUCGAUACCACGGGUGCCGGAGAUUGCUUUUUGGGAGCGCUUGCUUACUUCCUUGCUUAUCAUCCAGACUUCCCAUUGAGUAAAGCGGUGGUAAAUGCGUGCCGUGUUGCGUCAAAGAGUGUUCAAAAGGCCGGCACUCAAACUAGUUUUCCUUACAAGCAUGAGCUUGAAUGCGAUUUAUUCGUGUAAAGCUAUAGAAGAAAAAACGCAUGGUUUUUUAGAUAACAGUUUGUUUCAUAGUUGCCUUUCUAAGUAUUUUGACAACAGAAACGGAUGAAUUAGUAAAAGCCAAAAAUAGCUUUAUUUCAUCGAAAUCUGUGUUGUAAAAUUAGAAAGCAAAACGGUACACAGCACGAUUUCUCUUGAGUAACGGUGUCAUACUGUAGCGAAUCAUUUUAUAAAGGGGACAUUGUUAUAUAUAUUGAUUGUACAUACACAAAUUCCAUGAG